AAGAUAAUGCCGCGGUAGUCCAUCACAGAGUGGAAAGUGACCGCAGUUGAUGUUCACAGCGAUCAUAAUAAACACGCUGGGCGCCUUUUUGAAGCUGUGAUAGUUCAAGUGUUCAACAAUCCGGAACAAUAUGAAAAGUGCCAAAAAUCAGUACUUGGCAACAGUUUGCGUGAAUCUCCUAUCCAUAAACUAUGGAUUCGUGUGUGGUUGGACAUCUCCUACGUUACCUGUAUUACAAUCUCAGGACUCACCUCUGGCGAGCGGCCCGAUCACAGCGGGGGAAGCGUCUUGGAUCGGAUCUAUUAUGUGCUUCGGGGGUUUGAUUGGGACGCUGGUGUCUGGGUGGAUGGCGGAUCACUGCGGGAGGAAAAUGACCGCAUGUUUGGCUGCCCUUCCGCAAAUGAUUUGCUGGACCAUGGUUCUGCUGGCGGAUAAUGCAUACUAUUUGAUGGCAAUGCGUUUUUUUGGGGGAUUUUCCGGUGGUGUUUGCUUCAUAGUUAUUCCAAUGUUUAUUGCCGAAAUAUCGGAGGACAGAAUUCGGGGCAUGCUGGCAUCAACGCUGGUUCUUUCGUGUAAUUUGGGGAUUCUGAUUAUGUACAUUUUAGGGAAUUAUCUAGCCUACACAACAGUUCCCUGGUUAGUGCUGCUGUUUCCAAUCGCGUUCCUAGUAACUUUUUCAUUUAUCCCGGAUACACCGUUCUAUCUGAUGAGAAACAAUGACUACGUGCAAUCAGAAAAGGCUCUACGCUUUUUUCGAGGAUACCGAACCGCAACGCAGCAGGUGUCCGACGAGUUUAAACUGGAAUUGGUCAAGCUGAAGGACACAUUCAAUGACGAAAAGCAUUCUAUUCGGCAGGACGUAGUUACAUGGGAGGAUUUGGUGACGCCCCACGCCAGAAAAGCGCUCCUGAUUGGGAUCUGUCUGAUGGCAUUCAACCAGUUUUGUGGUUGUUUCGCCAUGCUGAACUACACGGCAUCUAUUUUUGCCGAGUCCGGAUCGUCCCUGUCAGCCAACAUGUCCGCCAUUGUAAUCGGAACGAUACAAAUGUUCGGUAGCUAUUUUUCAACGGUGCUGGUCGAACGAGCAGGUCGAAAGCUUCUGUUCACAAUCUCCGGAGCAGGCAUUUCGAUCGGACUUGCCAUAUUUGCUGCUUUUUCGUAUGUCAAAAGCAUUGGCUAUGAUGUAACUUCCUUUAAUUGGUUGCCUUUGGUUUGCUUCUCUGUGGUUAUUUUCGUUGCAUCGAUGGGUGUCCUGACGCUUCCGUUCGUCGUCCUGGCAGAAAUCGUACCGCAAAAGAUCAAAGGUCUUUCCGUCACGGUUUGCAUGGUUUUAUUGUGGAUUUUUGCUUUCUUAGCAAUCAAGUACUUCUCAACCCUUUUCGAAGUUUUUGGAAUGCAUGGAACAUUGCUUCUGUUUUCCAUCUGCUCACUAGCGGGAACGCUGUUCGUUGCAUUUUACGUGCCCGAGACGAAAGGAAAAAGCUUCGAAGAGAUAGCGAAAGUGAUGUAUUGAAGUAUUUUUGUCAGUGUAUUAUGUUUGUUAUUUGAUUGAAAUGUUUUUUAUACAGAUUAUAAAUUUUGUAAAAUAAAAUUGGCGUAUUCUGCAAAACAGUCAUUUGCGAAUCAC
This is a messenger RNA of Malaya genurostris, 1627 nucleotides long. RefSeq names its product facilitated trehalose transporter Tret1-like. The transcript has 9 exons. The record is from RefSeq and is a predicted model, not a curated record. Lineage: Eukaryota; Metazoa; Arthropoda; Insecta; Diptera; Culicidae. Gene Ontology annotation, cellular component: membrane. Gene Ontology annotation, biological process: transmembrane transport; carbohydrate transport. Gene Ontology annotation, molecular function: sugar transmembrane transporter activity. Bases 131 to 1513 code for a protein of 460 amino acids.